CAUGAUGGCGUUGAAAUUAUUCAACGGAAACAAAACUAAUUCAAGAUGGAGUCUAGCAACUUACGCUCAUGCAUUCGGUUCACGGUUCUCUGUAUUUUCAAUUAAUAUUUUUACAGAGCUUUGUAUUUUAAAAGUACAAAUUCAUUAUUAAUCACUAAUUACUGUAUUGUGUAAAAACUGAAUCACACCAACCAAUCACAAUAAUGGAGAAACAUCUAGAUUCAUACAUGGCUGAAUUUAGUUCAUUGGAAUGCGGCAGGAGUGACAGUGAUAAACCUCGUAUCAAUCAUUUGCUUGAUUGUUUAAAUGCGCUAAACUUUAGUGAUUGCAUUAAAUAUAAUAACAAUAAAGCAGUUCUCCUCAUACACCAGUGCUGCAAGUUGGUAUCUCCGUCGGAUACGUUUCUCGUUGCGAAAUGUAGCCACUUGAUAAUGAAUCUAGUCACAAAGCUGUCUGUCAAAAUCGAAGGGAAAUCACUGUGCAUAGUUGUGAAUUGGUGCUGCCAGGCGUUGAAGUUAUCUGCUGAUGUCGCUCUCAUCGAUGUUCUUCAAGCAUUGCAUGCUGUCAUUGAAAGUAAACCAUCAUCAAUUGAAGAGGUAACCCAGGAACUAAUAAACCGUUUGAGUGAGGGACUGGAAGAUCGAGCUAAUCUAUUGAUUCCUCAAAAUGUAAAAUUCUGGAGAAUCAGGUGUAUGAAUGCCCUCAUUCACACCGGAAGUCUAAAUCACAAUCAACUGCUGGCUGUCUCAGAAAUAUUUCUGGCCGUUCUAAUCACUAAUACCCCUCUGAUGGAUGAUCUCUGCUAUUCCCAGGUAUUAACGUGCAGUAUUGAAGCAGUGCAAGGUCUGUGUGAUUGUGACAAAAAAUGGCUAUCAGAACACUUGGGAGAUGUCAUCGGAAUUAUAAUGGCUUACAUGCACUUUGGCCUGGCUGAUUGGAAAUUCAAACGACCUAAGAGACAUUUUCCAACGCCAUUGCCAGUUGUACACAAUAGUGCUGAUGUGAAGGGUCCAGUAAAUCAUAGAAAGCAGCGCACAAAAGCAAUUAGACAAGGCCUGAAAUCGAAUGAUGAUGAAACGUCAGUGGUCAAAGUUGAUGAAUUCGAUUUGGCCGAAUUGAAUUUGACGACAAGUGAUUCGGACUUUUCGGACAAUGAAGGUGGCAGAUUGGCAAAACGAGCUCGUGUCCAUUCCAAGGUCCGACUCGCGAGUUUGAAUCUGCUCUUGAACUUGACUAAGGUGUGUGGAUGUAAAGAACUGUUUGGUUUCUAUGGCAGUUUGCUUUCGAGCUGUGGCCUUCCACAUAGCAUUCUGAGGGAACCGGCAAUUCGAGUCAAGUCCACUGCCAUUGCCACUCUAUCAGUUCUGCUAUCAGCUGCUAAGGGAUUCUUCGUCUAUGCACAAGAAACGGAAUCGGCAUCAUUCACAGCCUUCUCAAGUGUGUUGGCAGAUUUAUUGAAGUCGUUGCAUGAAUGCCUGAUAAGUGCCUUCAAACAGAACAGUCCGCCCCUCAUCUACAUGAAUCUAAUACACUGCACCUCGGCUCUAGUUGGGUGUACUCCUUACCACCGAUUGAAGCCCGGCUUGGCCUCCCAACUACACAGCGUUGUCUGUCCGUUCUUGAGGUUUAAAGAACGUAAUAUGACAGUGGCUGUUUUAACAUACAUUGGGGCACUUGUCACAUUAAAUCCAACAACUGAUGAAAUAUGCAAGCUGAUCUCACAAAAAGAGGUCGUUCAGGAAGAAAUCAGCUCUGAUAUUGACAACAAAGAAAUGAACAAUGUGAACGUAGUCCUACCAGAACUUUGUAUAGAUUUUAUCAAGGAUGCGGCAAGUCCCGUUUCGGUAAUUGUGGAAAGUUGGCAGCUGAUUACACAUCUCACACGCAACCAUUACGGGAUUAUAGCAACACACCUGGAGGCAGUGUUAGAAGCACUUCACAUUUCGCUAGUCAGCACUUCUGAUGUGGUUCAGCUGCACUCCGCCAAAGCUCUUGAACAAAUGGCUCCUUUGAUGGCUAAUUCGAAAGAAACGGAGGCAUUGUGCGUGCAAGAGUGGUGCCACCUGCUUAGAGGGGGCGGGAAAGGGGGCGGUGCCCUGCUGGCAGUGCUGCAGAGCGCUCAGCCAAUAGCAGCAGCCGGCUGCGACUGUGUGGCCAACAUAGGUGCGCACAUCUAUGCGCAGUUGCCCACCGAGCUCAGCAUCCUCGUCAUCACUCUUCUCUUCGGAUGCACUGGGCAUGACGAGUCAGGUGCGCGCGCAGCGGCCAUCCGCGCGAUUGCAAUGCUGCUGACUUUUGCGGCGCUGGAGGACGACGAGCAGUUUGUGAGCGACGUGAGCGACUCGGUGCAGCGACUGCUGGGCGAUGCGUCGCUGGCGGUGCGCGUCAAAGCGGCCUGGUCGCUCGGCAAACUGUGCGAGACGAUCGCGCGCCACACGCAUCUGCGUGACUGUGUCGACGUUCACGCCCUCUUCCAGGUCACGCUGCGCGCCGCUUCUGACAAUGAUAAUGUGAGAACUGGUGCAGUGAGAGCUUUGGGAUACCUGGUGAAAUUAUUGACUGAAGAAGAUGUCAAGCAGCCUGACUAUGUGUCUUCAAUAGAGAAAACCAGUGCUGCCCUCACUAAAGCUGCAUCUUCCGGCUUGAAUAUGAAGCUCAAGUGGAAUGCUUGCUAUGCGUUGAGUAGUUUAUUUGAAAACUCAGCCAUCCAAUCAAUUAGUGCCUCAUCAUGGCAGGACCAAAUUUUAACAGCACUCUGCAAUAUAAUCAUGAAAUGCAACAAUUUCAAAGUGCGAGUGAAUGCCUGCCAUGCACUGUAUAGCAUCUCUCAACGCAAUCACUUUGGUUCGCACUAUUUCACUGUUUGGCAAACCAUUCUGGAUGGCCUGGAAAACGCUUACAACAUGCCUGAUCUCAGAGAGUUCAAGCAUCAAACGUCACUUUUCGACCAGCUAUGCCUGAACGUAUGUCAACUGACCCGGCUGGCCACAGUGGAAGAUCUCGGCCGUCUGCAUGACAUUUUAGUCUUCAGGAUGGAGGUGGCCUCCGAACACAUGCACAGGUUCCAGCGAAACGCUCUUCCCGAGAAUACUCAACCAGUCAUUUCGGCCAGAUCACACAUUUCAUCAAUCAGCCUUCCAGCGCACACAUCACAGGCGCAGCAAUCAGCACUGGAAAUGCUGACCAACAUAUUUGCAGCUCCGUCGUGAAGCCGGUGAUGUACAGUUUCCAUUUUAAACCAAUCAACUGGAACCUCUUCAAUUGAGUAACUUUUUAUAGAGAUCAUUCUGUAACCUUGAAUAGCUUAUGAAUGAGCUAACAUUAUGUGAUAUAUCAUGAAAUAGAUUACCGUACCGUAGUAGCUAGGCUAUGGCAAACCUCAUCAAUUAUCUCCUUUUAUGGAAGAGCAUAUUAUAUUCCGUAAAAGUUAUCUUUUGAAUAAGCUAGUCUGUGAUAAAUUUCUGCAAUCUUCAAAUUAUUAUUGUUCAUGGAGUACCAUAUCUCUUGAAUAGAUAAAUCUUCUUUCUAAGAAUCAUCAGCUGAUCGUAGACAAAAAAUUAUAAUUUUUAAGUUUUAGAAAGCGGUGAAGAAAAACAGUACUGAGCAUGCUAUUACAUCACCAACGUCGAAUUCAUCUCGACAUUUAUGCACAAACUACAUAUUGAGUUGAUAGUGAUAAAUUUGAAAUUUACCCACUAUAAUUAUCAUGCGACUCAAUUUCAUAGCUAGUUAUGCAUAAGCCGACACAUUCAUCUUUGGCUAUCGUUAAUUCUUAAUUUGAAAAGUCAAUAUUUCAAUAUACACUAGCGUUCUCGUCACUUUUAUCACAAACCAAUAAUGGACUUAUUAAUCUGGCUACUAUAUAUAAAAGCGUGGUAUGUCGCAGUGGUUUAAAGGUCAAAAAUUGAAUGUGCAUUUGUCCACACAAAUAUGCAGCUCCUAGAGAAUUUGCCUGGAUAAGAAUAGAUAGAUAGAUAGAUUAAAUAGCAUCCACUGCCCACCUAAAACAGGGGGAUCAGGAACUUGUCAAAACUCUAAAUGAUCGAAAAAAGACACAGCCCACAGUAACAAAUACACAAGACACAGGAAAAGAAAGCAUUAUACCAUUCAUGUGGAGUAAUAUUGAAUGUACUUUUCCUUUGAGUAGAAAGCACUCUUUGGAAAAAUCUAUCUUUAAUUGAGAUCUAAAGUCGCGUUCAUUCAUACCCUUCAUGAAAUCAGGUAAUGUAUUAUAUAAUUGGAUACCAGAGCUUCUAACGCCUCUCUUAUAGAAAGUGGAGCGAUGCAUCUCAUCUCUCAACAAGUGUUUAUUCCUGGUAUUAUGAAAAUGAACAUCAUCACCACGAGUAAAAUAACAUUGAUUUCUCUUAACAAAACAAAGGGCCUCCAAAAUGUAGACACUGGGUAAAGGAAGGAUUUUUAAACUUUUGAAAUGGGGUCUACAGCUAUUCCUUUGUGACUCCCCAACCAUUACCCUAAUAGCUCAUUUUUGAAUCCUGAAAACCUCAACAGAGUAACAUGAACUACCCCAGAAAACUAUUCCAAAAGACAGUAAUGAGUGGAAAAGACCAAAAUAGAUCUCUCUAUGGGAUUCGAAAUGGAGAAAUUGUUUUAAUGACCUUAAUGCAAAGAUGACUGAACUCAACCUUUUUUUCAAAUGCUGAAGAUGAGGCUUCCAGGACAGUUUGUUGUCAAUAUUUAUACCAAGAACUUUUAUUUCACUUACAUAUUCUAUAGUGUGAUCCUGCAAUUCAACAUUGAAUCUGUCUGUAGAUCUGAAAAGGAGAUUUUUUGUCUUAUCUAUAUUAAGAAUCAACAAGUUUGCUGCCACUUUUCAAGUUUCUUCACUGACGCAAUGCAUUUCACCUCUAGAGAAGAUCGUGAAUAGGAACAACAAACCUAACCUUCAACUAUCCUGAGCUAAAAAUUUGCUGUUCAGAGUUAAUCUCAACUUGCUGAAACCUGUCUUCAAAAUACGAUUUGAACCAGCUGAGCACAGUUCCCUCUAUACCAUAGAAUUUCAAUUUGGAUAUUAAUAUAUCAAUAUUAACUAAAUCAAAUGCUUUAGACAAGUCAGCAAAGAUCCCACACACCCUUUCACCUUUAUCCAGACUAGAUAGAGCUUCAUCAAUAAAAGAAAAAAGAGCAUCACAAGUGGAGUGCCCUGGUCUGAAAACAAAUUGAGACUGUGACAGUAUAUUGAACCCUGCAAUGCAUGAUUUUUCAAAUCUUUUGGAAAAAAAUAUCAUUGAACUCAGAAUUCAUUGCUGAUAAUGAUAAAAAUAACAAAAAAAAUCCUAACAUUUUUCAAAAUUACUUUUUGGACAUUUUAAGUCAUGACUCCAAAUGGAGUCAUCAUGCAUUGAGUAGCAAGU
This is a messenger RNA of Nilaparvata lugens (brown planthopper), 5375 nucleotides long. Its product is annotated as HEAT repeat-containing protein 6. The record is from RefSeq and is a predicted model, not a curated record. The coding region runs from base 204 to 3209 and encodes 1001 amino acids. Lineage: Eukaryota; Metazoa; Arthropoda; Insecta; Hemiptera; Delphacidae. The transcript is spliced from 15 exons.